Molecule: messenger RNA, 3212 nt
Organism: Apus apus (common swift)
Lineage: Eukaryota; Metazoa; Chordata; Aves; Apodiformes; Apodidae
Product: leucine-rich repeat-containing protein 15-like
Exons: 1
Coding region: 1-1722 (573 amino acids)
Molecular function (GO): protein binding
Source: RefSeq, a predicted model, not a curated record
AUGGAGCGAGGAAGCUGGCAGCAGUGGCUGCUGCUGCUGGUGGGCAUCCAGCUGGCUGGUGGCCAGUGCCCAGAGCAGUGCCAGUGUGUCCGCACCGCCCAGGUGGAGUGCUCUGGUGCCAGCAUCACCGCGGUCCCCAGCCCCAUCCCUGCCAACGCCAUGACCCUCCAGAUCAUCAACACGCGCAUCGCUGAGCUGGGCGACGCGUCCUUCGGCAACACCUCCCUGCUGAUCGGGCUGCGCAUCGAGAAGAACAACCUGUCGCACAUCAGCCCCGGGGCUUUCCAGCACCUGCCUGACCUGCGCUACCUCAGCCUGGCCAGCAACAAGCUGCAGGAGCUCCCUGUGCAGGUCUUCGAGCCCCUGGACAAGCUGGAGUCUCUGCUCCUCUCUAGCAACCAGAUUCUCCAGGUUGAGCCUUCUCACUUUGCCCACCUGAGUAACCUCAAGGAGCUGCAACUGCACGGGAACAACCUGCAGGAGCUGAAGGAGGGGGUGUUCGACCAGCUUACCAGCCUCACCAAGCUCAACCUGGCCAGGAACAACAUCGACCGUCUGCCGCCCCGGGCUUUCGAGCGGCUGGCGCGGUUGCAGGUGCUGCGGCUCUAUGAGAACCGGCUCCGGCAGAUCCCGGUGGGUGCCUUCGACGGGCUGCCAGAGCUGCUGGAGCUGGGGCUGCACCAGAACCAGCUGGAGAUGCUGUCCCCGGAUCUCUUUGUGAACAACGGGAACCUGCAGAAGCUCUACCUGUCCAACAACCUCCUCACCACCCUGCCAAGCGGCAUCUUCUUGCCCCUGCGCGCCCUUGCCAAGAUCACCCUGCACGUCAACCGCCUGCGGGACAUCUCCCCCAGCGCCUUCGGGCCCACGCCCGACCUGCGGGAGCUGUGGCUCUAUGAGAAUGAGCUUUCCACCCUCCCUGCUGCUGUCUUCAGCAACCUCACCCAGCUGCAGCUCCUGGUCCUCAGCAAGAACCGCCUGCGCUCGGUGGCACCAGGGGCUUUCCGGGGCUUGGGGGAGCUGCUGGAGCUGUCCCUGCACUCCAACACCCUGCGCCGCCUGGAUGCCCAGGCACUGGAGGGGCUGCCCAAGCUGCAGAACCUCUCCCUGCACCACAACCAGCUGCAGGUGCUGCCACGGGGCCUCUUCAGAGCCACCCCAGGGCUGCAGCACCUGCAGCUGCACUCCAAUGCCCUGGAGUACCUACCCACUGGCAUCUUCUCCCCCCUGGCAACCCUGCGAGAGGUGAAGCUGCACAACAACUCCUGGCGCUGUGACGAGGGCAUCCUACCCCUGAGGAGCUGGUUGGAGGACAACCCCCACAAGGUGGGCGAUACACCCCCCCUCUGUGCCCAGCCCCCCAUACUGAGGGGCACUCCCAUUUCCGGGCUGCUGCGGGACCAGCUCCUCCCUCCCUUACCCUCCACUGCCUCUGCCCAUCCCAGCACCCCGCUCCCAGCUCACCCCUCUGAGGUGGCAUCAUUGGAGAGUGAUUGGACGGAGCCCCCCAUGGGGGUGCCGGUCUCCCCACGAGAGGAGGAAGAAGAGGCAGAGGAGCAGGGCUGGUGGGGGCUGACACGCAUACAGAGCGGGGUGGUGGUGGCGGUCAUCGUGCUGGUGUGUUUGGCCCUGCUUGCUGCUCUGGUGGCACUGGUGGUCUACGGCUGUAGGAAGAAAAGCCACGUUGUGCUCAUGAGGAUGAAGGCGCCCAAUGAAGCCUGAGCACCUGACAGAGCCUGGGGGGGAACGGUGCUAGAAGAUCAUGCCCUUCCCAUGGGGCCAAGGGACAUGACAGUGGCUCUGUAUCAGCUGCCCUUGCUGAUUGGGACAGGCAAGCAUCACCCUGAGUGCUGUGUGUCCCCCUGUCCUGCUCUGCUUUUCCCUGCCCCUGCUCUGCAGCAGGGUGUCCCCCCCAGGUGACCUCCCCUGGCUGUUCUAUGUCCCCAGACCUUCCUGCCUCCAGUGCAGCCUCUGUGCUCAUUCUCUGGCUGGUGGCUAGCAGCUGGCACAUGGCGUGCUGAGAGGGACCACUCCAGCAGGCACCCACAGCCUGACCAUGAUGGUGCUUACCCCAAACAACUGGACAUUCCCAUCCUUCACCUGGCAUCAUCCCCUCCAGUGGUGCCUGCCCUUGCACUUGUCUGCUGCCCAACCCCACCUCCUCUCCCCCAUUUAUUACCCCCCUGUCAUGCCCCCAGCCUCUGCCCCUGCCUGGGCAGGCAGUUGCUAGCCAGGAGCCAAGCGAGUUCCUUUGCCCUCAGCAGCUGUGUGUCCAUGAGCUGCUUUGCAGCUCACCUGCAUCCCACAGGGCUGGGAUGUCUGGGCCUGGCGCUGCUGCUGGGGUGGCACACCCUGGGUGACUUGGCUGUCUCCAAGCUGCCCUCCCUGCCUGCAGGCAGGGCAGGCCAGAGCACAGCCAGCAUCUUCUCCUGCUCCCCCCACCCUUUGUGCAUUUCCUGCCAGGAUUGCCACAGGGCAGUGUGCUGGCAUGUGGGGACAGUGACAGCCCCCUCAGCCCUUGCUGUACCCUGGUGCUAACCCUCCUGUGGCUGUGUCCUGCCUGCAACACCCUGCCACAGCCCCCCGGGGGCUCGCACCAGCCUCUGCUGCCAGGGAGUUAAAGGGGUAGGACGAUGGGUGUGAAGUGUCUGCCAGCGGCUGGGAGAGGCCCCCGUGCCUGUGUCUCAGGGCUGCUGGAGCAUGCCAGGGCUGCUCCUGUGGCACCCCAACCCUGGUUCUUGCUGCCUGGAUACCCUUGUGCAUCCUCCACCAGCUAGUGAGCAACCUGGCCAAACUUCUUCCUCUGCCUCCCUUCAGUGCCCUCUUGUAUGUUCCAGUCCUGCUGCCUGCUCAGAGACCCCAGGCAGGGGGACACUGGCUCUGCACAGGGGGGUGUCAGCCUGCAUUGGCUGCUCUGCAAUUGGCAGGUGGGUGUCAGCACCUGCAUCCAGCAGCCACCCUGCCUCCUCCUGCUGUGGCACGGCCACAGGGAAGUCCAGCUCACCUCUGUGCACGAUGCAGUGGUGCCAGGCUGCCUGGACAUCACUGCCAUAGGACAAGGGUCUUACUUGGUGUGCAUUCCACAGCACUCACAGUGCCCCAGGAGCCAGUGCUGCCUUGUGCACGUGGUGGGAUGCUCCUCUGGGCUGGCACCUGCACGGUGUGGGAGACAUGGGACUGUGCUGGGGGGCUGUUGGGUGCUGCUCUGUGAC